This is a messenger RNA of Polistes dominula (European paper wasp), 2895 nucleotides long. RefSeq names its product NKD inhibitor of WNT signaling pathway naked cuticle (gene nkd). Gene Ontology annotation, cellular component: cytoplasm. Gene Ontology annotation, biological process: negative regulation of Wnt signaling pathway. NCBI's taxonomy places the organism in Eukaryota, Metazoa, Arthropoda, Insecta, Hymenoptera, Vespidae. Gene Ontology annotation, molecular function: calcium ion binding. The record is from RefSeq and is a predicted model, not a curated record.
UUAAGAAAAACGAAGGUAGAAGAAAAAUAAGGAAAAGUGGAAGUGAGGUGCGAGAGAAGGAAAGGAUAAAUAGAAGACAGCGAAGAUCGGUGGCCGUAAACACGCAUGAGGGUCUCAUGGCUACCGGAUUGGUGAAGUGGUGGCGAGCAAGGUUCCUUGCGGGCUACAAACCUUUUUCUGUCGUUGGUGGGAAUACCGAAGGUAGCGAUUCGGAAGAACUUUUAGGGAGCGUCGCGACGCCUUGUACUGGUUCCCCCCCGCUACCUGCGGAAUCGCCUCAGGUCACGGUCGAUGGAACCGCCAGUCCGGCACCGCCAGCUCCAGGAAACGAUGAACGACCUACCAGCAGUACGACGAAACAGCUCAGUUUUGAGGAAUUCGAGUGCGACGUUUCGGUUGCCGAGGGUGAUCGAAGAAGACAAGAGUUUUCAUUUACACUUUAUGAUUUUGAUGGGCAUGGAAAGAUAACGAAGGACGAUAUAGCCGGUCUAGUUACUACCAUUUAUGACACUCUUGGUGCGUCCAUCCAAGUGCCACCGUGCGGCAGUAAAACGAUUAAGGUCAAGCUGACUGUAUCGCCUGAUCAACGUGCCGGACAAACGCGUACCACCUGCCCAAAUUCUCAACAAGGGCCAACUACUACGACCACUACGACUACGACAACAACUACGAGCUUACCAGCUAAUUCCCCUUACUGUCACGUGAAGCACGCGGCCUCCUGUACCGGUGGUAAUCAUCAUUAUCACUCGACGACAACUCAAACGCAUGCCACUCAUGGCUCGCGCAAAGUUCCUAGAAGGAGAAGACCCACUCGGCAUCGUUGUCAGACGCAACAAAGAGAAGCAGAGACGCACAGCGAGGAUGACGCCGAAAACACGCGAAGCAGCCGCGUGAAACAGGAAGAACUCCGUAGGAGGGUCGGCCCGGUUCCUCAUUUACCAUCGCCUUAUUCGAACAGUUCGGAGGGUGAUGUCAGCGACGACAGUGAUACUUCGCCCGCUUUUUCUCCCUUCACACCCUUACUCACUACGAAUCAACGAAAACGUAGUGGAGCACUCCAAAGGCAACAGCUGUUAGAAAUUAUACAGGCUAACAUGGAAAAGAACAAUCUCAGUUUUCAUACACCGAGGAAACGACAUCAAAACGAACAUCUACGCGUUCCAUCUCGAAGUCCUCACAUCGAGCCAACGAGCGUUCAAACAUCGAACUACAACCAAAACGGUCGACCACCUUCGGAGUCUCGACAAUCAACGAUGACUUAUCACAAACCGGUACGGGAAAAUUCCCAUCACACAGUCGCAUUUUCGAAAUUACCAACGAAAACCCGUGGCAAUUUGAAAAAGACACGGGGACUGCAUGGUGGUAUCCAACAGCAGCAGCAGCAGCAGCAACAACAUCAGCAACAACAGCAACAGCAACAACAGCAGCAACAGCAACAGCAACAACAACAACAGCAGCAACAGCAACAACAUAACCACCAUCACCAUCAACAGCAACAAAAUCAGCAGCAACAACAACGUUCGGGAAUAACAACAGCGGCACCAACGACGACCACGACGACGACAACGACAACAACCCAAUCGUCGAAAUCAGGGCAUCUUCAACAGCAGGGUCAACAACAGAUCUCAGCUCGUAAUAUAAACGGUCCAACGAUAAACAACGAAAAUCAACAUUUGUUAGGCAAUAGGAACAUCGUCAAUCUUAUUCCAAAUAACAAUCAACAAAACCAGAUUAAUCAGAGUUCGAUAAUAAAUAACCAUAAUAACAUCCAGAGGCAAACGGAGGGACAAUACAUUCAUCAGUCCCAAUCGCAAUGCGGUAAAGCUAGCAAGAAACAUCAAUUGAAACACGCAACUAGAGAACAAGAUCAAGCAAGGGCCAUGGCCCAAGUCGUUCGCUGGCUCGAACGUGAAUUUUCUCAAAAUGCGGUCGCUGCUACUACUGGUCGAAGACAUGUUCACGAACACAUUCAUCAUCAUUAUCAUCACUAUCAUGCAGAAGCUCUCGUUUGAUCAUCUUUUAUCGAAGAAACGACGCAAAGUCAUCUCUAAAAAUGCAUCUAACUGAACUUUGUCUUUAUUUAUAUUCAGUUAAAUAACACAAGGAGAACAUAAAAAUUAGUGACGACACGUGACUUGACAAUAAGUAAAAACAAUUUUCACGAUCUUGACAUUUUUUUACGGACAAGAAUGUACCGUAUAUUUUUUCUAUUUUUAUAAAAUAGUUUUCUUCUUGUAUAGGACAGACUGUUGUUUCUUUUUCUCCAAGAGAAAAACUCUGACUGCUGAGUUACGAUACUCGUGAUCUUUGAUCAUACUAGAGAUUUUUUAGAUACUUGGAUCUUAAUGAACAAUUAUAAUUUAGACCGUCGUGUGUUGGACUUUGACGGAAAAUAAAAAAUUAUGUUCGACAAGAAGUAAAAAUCGUCAAUGAACAAAUGUUUUAUUGCAAUGGGGGUUGUGUAAAGGGGGACAAAAAUGAAAUAUUUUAAUUAAUACGAAUUAGCAAUACCGAAACUAACUCCGAGAAGAGUAUUAAUAUAAUGCAUUGUUCACGAUACUCAAUGUCCGCGCGAAUUAAAUUAAAUUAAAUUAAGUUAAGUUAAGUUAAGUUAAGUUAAUUUAUAUUAGAAUAAAUUAAAUUAAAUUAACGAAUAGUUGAAAAAGUAUGAUGGAGUAUGCUAAGGGAUCCGAUUUUGAAAAUGGUGCUCUUUUUUUUAAAGAUUUCAACGAAUCGUUGUUCCGUAUUAUUAAUUGGCCAACAAUUAACCAUGAUAACAAACAACAAGAGCCUAUUUUACAACGUUCAUAAAUCAAUCGUGAUGUUAAAUUUAUAUUGGUGUACGUAAUUCAUUUGCUGUUUUUUUUUUUUUUUAUACGAGUCAAAAAUACGCUU